AUGGAAACACCAUCUUCGGGGAUUGCAACCCCGGUUGACGUGGAAAAGGGCAAGUUUCAUCAACGAAAGCGAGUGACGGUCACUUUCCGCGACCUGAACGUUCGAGUGACGGCACCAGAUGCAGCCUUGGGUAGCACAUUGUGGUCAGAGAUCGACCCUCGACAGCUUUGGAGCCUUUGGAAAAGAGCAGAGCAGCCCAAGCGGGUAAUCUUAAAGAAUAUAGGUGGCCAGGUCAAACCAGGCGAAAUGAUGCUGGUGCUGGGUCGUCCGGGAUCUGGUUGUACAUCCCUCCUCCGAGUUCUCUCGAAUGACCGCGACAGCUUUGACGAAGUCACUGGCAAAAUCCACUACGGAAGUAUGGACCACAGAACAGCUAGUCAGUUCCGCCAGCAAAUCAUGUUCAACAACGAAGAUGAUUUACACUUCCCGACCCUCACCGUCAAUCGCACCCUGAAAUUUGCGCUGCGGAAUAAAGUCCCCAACGAGCACCACGACCCUUCCAAGACCCCAAAAACAUUUGUUGAAGAGAAAAGAGAUGGCAUCCUUGAGUCUCUUGGAAUUGGACAUACUAGGAAGACUCUGGUGGGUAAUGAGUUUAUUCGAGGCGUAUCGGGAGGUGAACGCAAGCGUGUAUCCUUGGCCGAGGUCAUGGCUGGUCAGAGCCCGGUGCAAAUGUGGGACAACCCGACCCGUGGCUUGGAUUCCAAGUCUGCCGCGGAGUUCGCACGCAUGUUGCGCUUCGAGGCCGACAAAAACGACAAGACAAUCAUUGCGACCACAUACCAAGCAGGGAAUGCUAUAUAUGACCAAUUUGACAAGGUCCUGGUUCUGGCAGAGGGCCGGGUGAUCUAUUAUGGCCCUCGCAGUCUCGCGAAGAGUUAUUUUGAAGACCUUGGGUUUCUCUGCCCAAAAGGUGCCAACAUCGCAGAUUUUCUCACCUCCGUAACUGUCCCUACCGAACGCGUCAUUCGGUCGGGAUGGGAGAAGGACGUCCCCAGCAAUCUCGAAGAAUUCGAAUCUCGUUACUACCAAAGCUCAAUCCGCAGAACCCAGAUAAAUGUGAUGGAGCCACCCGAGACAUUGGCUGCUGAGACGGAAGAGUUGAAGUUAGCCGUCGCUCGCGAGAAGAGAACGCAACAUGUUCCUCGGAAACAGAGUGUUUAUACGGCAAGCUUCUGGAAUCAAGUUGGCACUUGUGUGCGCCGACAAUUCCAGAUCGUGUGGGGAGACAAGUUCUCGCUGCUCGUUAAGAUAUCUUCAGCCAUCAUCCAGGCCCUUGUGUGUGGUAGCCUCUUUUACAAUCUGCCAGAGGACAGCACCUCCAUUUUCAUGCGACCUGGUGUCCUCUUCUUCCCGGUACUUUACUUUCUACUUGAGUCCCUGUCCGAGACUACCGGCUCCUUCAUGGGACGUCCAAUCCUUGCACGGCAAAAACGAUUCGGCUUUUAUCGACCAACCGCUUUCUGCGUUGCCAAUGCCAUCACGGACAUUCCAGUGGUGAUGGUUCAAGUUACCUGCUUCUCGCUCAUAUUGUACUUUAUGUCUGCAUUGCGAAUGAAUGCGGGACGCUUUUUCACCUUUUGGGCCAUUGUCAUUGCACAGACACUCUGCUUUAUCCAACUGUUUCGUUCAGUGGGUGCGGUAUGCAAGAGAUUCGGAAACGCAUCUAAGGUAUCCGGUCUGUUAUCGACCGUGUUUUUCGUCUAUGGAGGAUACCUUAUCCCUUUUGACCAGAUGCACGUCUGGUUCCGCUGGAUAUUUUACCUCAACCCCGGCUCUUACGCAUUCGAAGCUCUCAUGGCAAAUGAGUUUGUUGGGCGGAAGCUGAAGUGCAUUGAGCCAGACUAUAUCCCAUACGGUCCAACUUACCUGGACUCUGCUUCUCCACAUAGGGGAUGCUCCGUUCCAGGAAGCGAUGAUCAAGGAAUCAUAGAUGGAGCUGCUUACAUUGGAGAGCAGUACAACUACUCGUUCCCUCACAUCUGGCGGAGCUUUGGAAUCCUUGUUGGCUUGUGGGUCUUUUUCAUCUUUCUCACUUCGGUUGGCUUUGAGUUGCGAAACAGUCAGAGUGGAUCUUCUGUUUUACUUUACAAGCGUGGAAGCCAGAGGAAGCAUGUAUUGGAUGAAGAAAAUGCUUCACAGGCUACACGAUCAGUUCACACAGGCUUUGGUGCAGCGUCCACGAGACAGUCAACAUUUACGUGGAAAGAUCUCGAUUACCACGUGCAAUUUCAUGGGCAAAAGAAGCAGCUCCUCGACAAGGUGUUUGGGUUUGUCAAGCCAGGAAGUCUGGUUGCACUGAUGGGUGCCUCGGGAGCCGGCAAGACAACACUGCUUGAUGUUCUUGCCCAACGCAAGGAUAGCGGAGAGAUCUAUGGGUCUAUUCUGAUUGAUGGUCGGCCACAGGGCAUCAGUUUCCAGAGAACCACAGGGUAUUGCGAGCAGAUGGAUGUGCACGAAGCAACAGCCACCGUUCGAGAAGCGCUUGUCUUCUCUGCCGUUCUACGCCAGCCAUCGAAGGUUUCAUAUGAGGAGAAGAUUGCUUACGUUGAGCACAUAAUCGAUCUUCUGGAAUUACAUGAUAUCAGUGAAGCAUUAAUUGGAGCCCCCGGUGCCGGCUUGAGUAUUGAGCAGCGCAAGCGCGUUACCCUAGGCGUCGAGUUAGUGGCUAAACCCACUUUGCUCUUUCUGGAUGAGCCGACUUCGGGGCUUGAUGGGCAGUCAGCGUACAACAUUGUGCGAUUCUUACGAAAGCUGGUUGACGGUGGCCAGGCCGUUUUGUGCACAAUUCAUCAGCCAUCCGCAGUUCUGUUUGAUUCAUUUGACGGCCUGCUCCUCCUUGCAAAGGGUGGCAAGAUGUCUUAUUUUGGAGAAACUGGCGAGGAUUCCACCAAGAUUUUAGAGUACUUCGCCCGCAACGGAGCCCCGUGCCCACCCGAAGCCAACCCGGCGGAACAUAUUAUUGACGUGGUGCAAGGAGCCAAUCCGGGAAAGGUCGACUGGGUCGAAAUUUGGAAAAACUCAGAGGAGCGCCACCAAGCGCUGGAAGAGCUCGAGUCUUUGAAUAGAUCCUGCGAAGCUGACCUCGAUUACAUUGAAGAUACGGCCGACUAUGCCACCUCGCAUUGGUUCCAGUUCAAAAUGGUGACCAAGCGUCUCACGAUCCAGAUUUGGCGAUCCCCGGACUACAUGUGGAACAAGAUUAUCCUCCAUGUCUUCGCCGCACUGUUCAGUGGUUUUACUUUCUGGAAAAUUGGGAACGGAACCUUUUCAUUGCAGCUAAGGUUGUUUGCCAUUUUCAACUUUAUAUUCGUGGCGCCCGGAUGCAUCAACCAAAUGCAGCCAUUUUUCCUUCACAACCGUGAUAUCUUUGAGACUCGAGAGAAAAAGUCCAAAACAUACCAUUGGAUCGCUUUCAUCGGGGCUCAAACGAUCACGGAGAUUCCCUACCUCAUUAUUUGCGCGACGUUGUAUUUUUUGUGCUGGUACUUCACCGCUGGAUUUCCCGCAACGCCAAGUAUUGCAGGUCAUGUUUACCUUCAAAUGAUCUUCUAUGAGUGUUUAUACACUUCCAUUGGCCAGGCCAUUGCGGCUUAUGCACCCAACGAGUAUUUUGCUGCUGUGAUGAAUCCGGUUUUGAUCGGGGCCGGAAUGAUCAGUUUCUGUGGCGUGGUGGUCCCCUACAGCCAGAUGCAACCGUUCUGGCGUUACUGGAUUUAUUACCUGGACCCCUUCACCUACCUUGUGGGUGGACUUUUAGGUGAAGUUCUGUGGGACGUCAAAGUGGCCUGCGAGCCAUCCGAAUAUGUCCGUUUCAGUGCACCGUCUGGGCAAACGUGCGGGGAAUAUAUGGCCGAAUUUCUGGCAUCGCAGGCUGGGUAUCUGCUAGACAAGAAUGCCACCAAAACAUGCUCAUUCUGCAAAUAUUCCAGCGGAGCUGACUAUGCCAAGUCCUUCAAUCUCACAGAAAAAUACUACUCGUGGAGAGAUACUGGCAUUACUGCCCUGUUCUGUUUCACUUCUUACGCGCUUGUGUUCUUCAUGAUGAAGCUCAGGAGCAAGAAGACAAAGAGUGCUCGGUCCGAGUGA
Penicillium alfredii is the source of this 4089-nucleotide messenger RNA. RefSeq names its product putative ABC multidrug transporter. Gene Ontology annotation, biological process: transmembrane transport. The transcript is spliced from 15 exons. The record is from RefSeq and is a predicted model, not a curated record. Gene Ontology annotation, cellular component: membrane. Bases 1 to 4089 code for a protein of 1362 amino acids. NCBI's taxonomy places the organism in Eukaryota, Fungi, Ascomycota, Eurotiomycetes, Eurotiales, Aspergillaceae. Gene Ontology annotation, molecular function: ATP binding; ATP hydrolysis activity; ABC-type transporter activity.